This is a messenger RNA of Polyodon spathula (Mississippi paddlefish), 2470 nucleotides long. RefSeq names its product KRR1 small subunit processome component homolog. Lineage: Eukaryota; Metazoa; Chordata; Actinopteri; Acipenseriformes; Polyodontidae. The record is from RefSeq and is a predicted model, not a curated record. The transcript is spliced from 10 exons. Gene Ontology annotation, cellular component: small-subunit processome; nucleolus. Gene Ontology annotation, molecular function: RNA binding. The coding region runs from base 167 to 1318 and encodes 383 amino acids.
AGCUACCGCUCCUCUGUUGUUUGAAGCCGAUAUGGUUAACUUGGACAGGUUUUGCACAAAAUCUGGGCAGAAACUGCGCACAAUUAGGAAAAUAUUUGUACGUGAACGCAGCCUUACUGUUGCGUAAGUUUGAGCCACUUCAGGGGUGAAAGGGUACAGAGCAAGCAUGGCGACUUCCACAGAGGCGGGGAGCGAGGGUGCAAACAGUGCACAGACAAACGGAACUAAUAAAUCAAAAAAGAAACAAAAUAAAGUUGAUGAAUCAGACCUGUUGACCGUGCCAGAAGGAUGGAAAGAAAAACCAUUUACACAAGAGGACAAUCCAAGGGGUUUAUUGGAAGGAAGCAGCUUUGCCACUCUAUUUCCCAAGUACAGAGAAGCCUACUUGAAGGAGUGCUGGCCACUGGUGCAAAAAGCACUGGGGGAUUGUGAAAUUAAAGCAACUCUAGAUCUGAUUGAGGGCAGCAUGACGGUCAGCACCAGUAGAAAGACCUUUGAUCCAUAUGUUAUUAUAAGGGCUAGAGACCUGAUAAAGCUGCUGGCAAGAAGUGUUCCUUUUGAACAGGCUGUGCGUAUUCUUCAAGAUGACAUGGCGUGUGACAUCAUUAAAAUUGGCUCUUUAGUAAGAAAUAGAGAGAGGUUUGUGAAAAGAAGACAGAGAUUGAUUGGUCCAAAAGGAUCCACCCUCAAGGCGCUUGAACUUUUGACAAGCUGUUAUGUUAUGGUUCAGGGGAACACUGUGUCUGCCUUGGGGCCAUACAAUGGGUUAAAGGAAGUUAGAAAAGUAGUACUGGACACAAUGAAGAACGUUCACCCGAUAUACAACAUCAAGACGUUAAUGAUCAAGCGUGAGUUGUCAAAAGAUCCAGAGCUCAGAAUGCAGAGCUGGGAGAGAUUCCUGCCCAACUUCAAACAUAAAAACCUGAGCAAACGCAAGGAGCCCAAGAAGAAGACGGUUAAGAGGGUGUACACACCGUUCCCACCGCCACAGCCAGAGAGCCAGAUGGACAAAGAGUUAGCAACUGGUGAAUUCUUCCUCCGAGAAAGCCAGAAGAGGAGGAAGAAGCUGGAGGAAAUAAAGGUGAAACAAGCUGAAGCUCUAACUAAGAAGCAAGAAGAACGGAACAAAGCAUUUAUUCCUCCUGAAGAGAAUCCUGCUGUGAAAGCAAAGAGAGCUCCAACUGAAACCAAAAUUGACAUUGAAGCCAUCAAAGACAAAGUCAAGAAAGCCAAGAGAAAGAAGCUGGGUGCUCCCCCAGUUAACAAAGUAGCUGAGACUGCUUCUGCAAGUGUAAAGAAAAAGAAGAAAAGGAGCUAGGUUUUAUCCUGCAGUGACGGAUGUGUUCUUUUGGGAUACAAAUUCAUCUUUCCCUUUAUCUCUUGCUUUGGAACAUUCUGUAUAGGGGAAAUGUAAUAUAGAAAUGGCUUGUAGAGUACCAGUAUCAGAGUAGCCAUACAACAAACAUUGCAGAUACAAGGAGAGGAAAAAAAGGAUUGUGUUGAUCUAUUUCACUCAGUUUGGUUUAUUAAUUUUUUUAAAUAGAUUACAAACUUUGCCAGUCUUGUUAGAUAAACUUCCUGUGUGUAAUUUUAAAAGUUUGCAAAAGUGUCAGUGUUGUAAUUGCAUUAAGGAACUUGAAUGAGAGAAAUUGCCACACCUUAAAGUAAUUGCAGCAAAACGAUUUUUUGAUUGCAUCUUGCCCUUUUUGCUCUGCCAUUAGCUACAUGGGUCUUAAGUGUACAGUUUUGAAAGAAACACGUGUUCUAGCAGAUUUCUCUUCGUUGUAAAACAUUAUCUGGUACUACUUUAGGUUAAAAGGUUGGUUUCUAAGCCUUAUUGCAGGAUGUCUGUUACACUUUCACUUCCUGAGUCAUUUGACCUGCGCUGUGUCUUGUGCCCACACAAAAAGAAGCCGUAGGGGGAGAGAUGAGAGACAAUUUCCCCUGCAGGUCAAAUGCAACACUAACUGAAAGCACUGUUUGCAAACACAUUUUUUUUAUUUUUUUUUUUAGUACUUUUGAAGCAAGUUUAUUUCCAUUUAUCAUGUUUACUGUAAUGUGUUUCUUUCAGGAUUGGUCAUUUCAGAGAAAUGCCACAACUAUAAUGGUUUGCAACAGUGCAAUCACUUCUAAAACCCUCUCAUACUGCACGCUUGCUCCUUCGUUAACAUUUUGCCACUUUGCUUUCCAGUCAUGCCCUCCCCUCCAAGUAUGUAGAAAAGUAUAUUUAUGCUCAUUUGUGUCAAUUUCCCAAGCAAUUAUGCAAAAGUAGUCAGAUCUGCUAGUGGUUAGGUAAAACGCCCACAGAUAUUCAGUGUGUGUUCUUUUGCCAAACACUCAGUUCAGAUUAUAUUUCUGCCUGCUGAAAGCUGAUUGGGAUGUGCUUUCAAGAAACAUUAUCAUCAAACCAUUUCAGGGACAGACCUCAAAACUCCAUGUCAUGUUGUUUAUUUGGUAUUUUCUUUUAUGU